Messenger RNA from Micropterus salmoides (largemouth bass), 1413 nucleotides. RefSeq names its product claudin 1 (gene cldn1). Gene Ontology annotation, biological process: bicellular tight junction assembly; cell adhesion. Lineage: Eukaryota; Metazoa; Chordata; Actinopteri; Centrarchiformes; Centrarchidae. Gene Ontology annotation, cellular component: bicellular tight junction; plasma membrane. The coding region runs from base 177 to 812 and encodes 211 amino acids. Gene Ontology annotation, molecular function: structural molecule activity. The transcript is spliced from 4 exons. The record is from RefSeq and is a predicted model, not a curated record.
CCUCUCCUCCAGGUUAUUCCUUGAGGAUGCACAGGUAGGCAGCACUUUUUGGGAUCAGAGCCACUACCCCAAAAGGCACCAGGAACUACAUCAAGAAAGUUUUUGGAAUUUUUAAGUCUUUUGGAACUUUUUCCACACCUUCAUCAUCACCAUCUUUUACUUUCUGAAGUUAAACGAUGGCCAAUUCGGGUAUACAGCUUCUCGGCUUCACGCUGGCCUUCCUGGGCUUCAUAGGCUCGAUAGCAUCCACAUGCAUGGUGGAAUGGAAAGCUUCGUCCUACGCAGGAGACAAUAUCAUCACAGCUCAGGCGCUGUAUGAAGGGCUUUGGAAGACCUGUGCAUCACAGAGCACUGGUCAAAUUCAAUGUAAAGUGUAUGAUUCACUUCUCCAACUACCAGGGAUUAUACAGGGCACACGAGGGCUGAUGCUGUGCGCCAUCUUGCUGAGCUUUAUUUCUAUCUUGGUGGAGAUGGUGGGCAUGAGGUGCACAACCUGUAUGGCAGAACAACCGGAGCAGAAGGACAAAGUGGCUCUAGCUGGAGGGGUCAUCUUCAUUAUUGCUGGUCUGCUUUCUCUGGUUGGAACAUCUUGGUAUGGCAACAGAAUAGCGCAGGACUUCUACAACCCAUUAACUCCAACUAAUUCCAAGUUUGAAUUCGGAAGUGCCCUGUUUGUUGGAUGGGGAAGUGCCGCUCUCCUCAUUAUAGGAGGGGCCUUCCUUUGCUGCAACUGCUCCACCAAGGGCUCAGGGAAACCUCCACGCUACCCACAGUCUGCCUCGGCAAGCCAGCCAGGCAAGAACUAUGUCUAGGACAAUCACGCCAUCCAGCCUCUGCUCAAGGAAGAACGCUGUGUUUGCAAGGAGUUGUCAUCCAGAUUUGUUUAAUGUUUUGCAACAUGUAUAUUUGUAUGUUGGUGUUAUCUUUGGUGGUUAUAUUUGUUGGGAAAUACACUACUGUUUAUUGGUGGUCCAUAGAUCCAAAAGAAAAAUAUUUGGCAUCCCUUUUGUUAUUGAUACUGAACCAAGCAAGUGAUGUGAAGGUGGUCCUGCUGGAGGCUUAAAUGCUGACCAUGUAGAUGCAACAGACCCUGUUUUGAGUCCAGAUUGGGACUGUAUCUUUCCCAUUUGUCUCUCUCCUAUUAUUUCCUACAGUAUCUCUCUGCUCUGCCCUAUAUAAUAAGGGAGGAAGGGCCCAAUGUAAAAGACUUGGAUGAAUACAUAAUUUCUACAUUUUCAUGUAUAAUGUUACAUCCUAUUCCCCGCGACCCUGUACACAGAUUAAACGGUUGAUAGAGAGUGAGUGAGUGAGUGAGUGAGUGUAUACUUCAUAGUUCAACAAUGAACAUCAGCAUCAAAGAUGACAGUAUCUGUACGUUAUGAAUGGCAAAAAUAAAUUUUAUUGGCCAAAAUA